This is a messenger RNA of Vicia villosa (hairy vetch), 669 nucleotides long. RefSeq lists its product as uncharacterized. The coding region runs from base 1 to 669 and encodes 222 amino acids. The record is from RefSeq and is a predicted model, not a curated record. Lineage: Eukaryota; Viridiplantae; Streptophyta; Magnoliopsida; Fabales; Fabaceae. The transcript has a single exon. Gene Ontology annotation, molecular function: zinc ion binding; nucleic acid binding.
AUGGAGAAGUGGAAGGAAUUCGCUCUUUCGAAAGAGGAGGAGGAAGGUGUAGUUGCGGACGAAGAGGAUAUUAUCGAAGACGAAUCCAUUCAGCGUACACUCGUAGGGAAGCUGUGGAUUGAGAGUAACUUCAAUACUCGAGCAUUCAAAACCACGAUGCUGAAUGCUUGGAAGCUGAAACACACAGUGGAAGUUCAGGAUCUGAGUAAAAAUCUAUUUCUAUUCAAGUUUGGCUCAAAGAGAGAUAUGGAAUACGUUCUCAAGUCUGGACCUUGGAGCUCCGAUAGAGCCUUGCUGGUAUUGAGACGCAUAUCAGGAGAGGAACAACCUUCAGAUCUGAACAUGCAUUUCAGUUCCUUUUGGGUCCGAGUUUACGACUUGCCACUCAUGCUCAGAUCUGAAACAAUGGCAAAGAAACUUGGAAACAUUAUUGGAUCGUAUGAGGAAAUGGACGUCAAGGAGGCGCACCAAAAUGACAGGUUCCUGCGGAUUAAGGUUACACUAAAUCUAAAAGAACCUUUGAAGCGUGGAACAUUUGUUUCUUUCAAAGACAAAAAAAUAAGGGUCCAUUUUAAAUACGAGAGAUUGCCAACCUUUUGCUUUGUCUGUGGUCGUAUGGGUCAUGAGAUUAAAGAUUGUGAAGUAGUUGAGGAUCUUAAUGGGGAAUGA